AUGCUCGCUCUCGUUGCCAUCAUUUCUACCGCCCUCGCGCUUGCCUCCAGCGCUGCUGCGGACCUCAUCGCACCCGGCGUCGCCACCCACUUCUUCUCCACUCAGAACCCUUCGCUCCUGUUCGCGCCUUCAUCUGCUGUCGCCGGGGCCACCCUCCAGGCGGCGAACCCGGGCGACGGUUCCGCGAGCGACAUCACCGCGCUCACCCCCGUUAAGGGCUCGGGCACCCCGACCCAGAUCACUCUCGGCGACCUCUGCGUCAGCGCAAAUGGUGUAGAGCCCGGAACGGCGACGCAGGUGCUAAAGAUGGCGGACUGCGACUCCAACGACCCGAAGCAGCUCUGGAUCGUCUUGGGCCAGGUGUCGAACGCGGACGGGAACUGUGUUACCCUCGGGCGGGCUGCGAAAGGCGUUGAUAUCACGCUUUCGCCGUGCUCGGACGACCUGAAGAGCAAGCAGUCGUGGGAGCCGUUCCCGGCGAAGAUUGGAGCGUAG
Molecule: messenger RNA, 495 nt
Organism: Trametes versicolor FP-101664 SS1
Lineage: Eukaryota; Fungi; Basidiomycota; Agaricomycetes; Polyporales; Polyporaceae
Exons: 3
Coding region: 1-495 (164 amino acids)
Source: RefSeq, a predicted model, not a curated record